CCAUUGUUUAUUAGCUCUUUUCGUGUGUGUAAAAGUGACAAUGUAGUCAGCUGUUAAAAUGCCGUAUCAAGCCAGACACCGACAGCUGAGCGUGCUAGCAGACCAUACCCGAACGUAUGUUACUGAAAUCAUAAGAUGGAGCCCAUAAGGCUCGGACCUUGCAAGCAUAGUUUGCUUUAGGCGGAACUGACUGCUGGCGAGACAUGCCAAGGAAUAGCUUUAUUGGCGCCAGCGGUGACCGCACUGUUGACAGUUGGGUUGCGCAAGCGCAAGCUCCAACGUUUGGGGAACCGUUCAAGUUCGGUUCGGACCUGCGGUUCAGCCGGAAGCCCUCAUCGCAACUGACAGAGCUGCAGCUCCGAAGCCUUGCAUACUUGGAUCCUGCAGCUGCGACUGCCGCACAGCACCUGCGCGAUCCAAAGCGCGCCCCUGUUGUACGCGCCCGCGUCUUACGCCAUGGCGCCCCUCUUGACAGCAGCAUGCAGCCUCCGGUUGUUGCAGCCACUGCUGCUACCUCCACCUCAGCCCAGAGGCUGGCCCGCAGCCACAGCAACUGCCAGAACGUCCCCCCUCCACCUCCACCUCUUCAUGUCAUGGCUCCUGGCGGCUCAGCAGCCUUCACGUCCACAUCGCAGUCCUGGCUGCAGCAGUCCCAGCCAUUGCCUACUGGCGCCACGAUCAGCCGAGCGCCUGUGGUGAUGUCGCAUGGCGGACGCGUAACCAAGGCAACCGGGCUGGUGCUGCGCGAGUGGGGCGCACUCUACCCGCAGGCGUGGGCAGCGGUGGGGCCGCCCGUGCUUCCACAGCAGCAGGGGGUUGCAUGGAGCUUCCCUGGUGGUUCCAGGGAGUCCCAGGGGAUGUUGGUGCGGGAGCGGCAGGACGUGGCGGACAUGCGGAGGGCUCGCCGCCGGCCUCGCGGCCACCCGCAUGAUUGCCGCUGCGCUGCCUGCUCCGCCGCCCUGACCUCCUCGGCCGCCCUCGGCUCCCUAGGAGCAGACUUCUCGGGCAGCGAGACGGAUGAUGACACGCCGGGUCCGGGGCAGUACGACGUGGCAAAGCUGGGGGCGGUGGGUCGCAGCGGACCCGCCUUCACCAUGGGCGGCCGCACUGCGCCGGCGGCGGCGGUGCUGGCCAAGCCGGACGCAGCGCUCAUACCUGGUCCUGGCGCCUACGACGUGCCCCGCCCCGUGUGCGAGGGCCCCGCCUUCACCAUCAAGGGCCGGCCCCGCCCGCCUAGUGCCCUGCCGGACGACCUGCCGGGGCCCGGACAGUACCAUGUGGAGGACAAGACGAGCCGCGAUGGCCCCGCCUUCACAUUGGGCGCCAAGACCAAGCGCAAGUUUGAGACAGACGCCCCGGGACCCGGGGCCUACCGCAUCGAGCGCCCCGUCGCCACAGGCCCCGCCAUCACCAUCGCUGGCCGGCCCCGCCCUCGCGCCCCCGAGCCCACCCCUGGCCCCACCGACUACCAGCAGCCGCUGCAGGCCUCCCCGGGCAGGGACGGACCCGCCUUCACCAUCGCUGGCAGGCUGGACAUAAAGCCAGACACCGACGUGCCUGCGCCCGGCGAGUACGACCUGCCCGCCCUGUGGAGAACCGGCCCUGCCGUUACCAUUGCUGGUCGGCCAGCCCCGCUCCGCGAGCCUGAGCCUGCCCCUGGCCCCGGCCACUACCACGUCCCCCCGCGGCCCGGGGAGGGGCUGCCCGCCUUCUCCUUCGGUGGUCGGCCGCAAGAAGCGCCUGGGGAGGAGGCGCCCGGGCCCGGAGCCUACUACAGACCUACCUCCCCUGGCGGCCCCGCCUUCUCCAUCUCCGGCCGUCCCACCAGUCCCGGCCCGACUCAACGCGAUGCCGCAGACCUGCCCGGCCCCGGGGCCUACCUCACGGACUGCGGCGGCGGCGGCUCACCCUCCGGCCCCGCAUACACUUUCGGCGCCCGGCCCCCUGAGCGCUCCCCGCCCGCCAGCCCCGGCCCGGGCGCCUACCGGCCCGAGGCAGCGCUGGGGCCCGGUCAGGGGCCCGCCUUCAGCAUGGGAGGCAGACCGGCGGAGAAGGACAUCCCCGACUCCCCGGGCCCGGGCGCCUACCGCCCCUCCGACCCCACUCUGGCGCCCGGCCCCGCCUUCACCAUGGGCACCCGGCCGCAGGAGCGCGACCCGCGGGCCGACCUGCCCGCACCCGGGGAGUACGAGGGGGAGGUGACGAGCAUGCGGCCGGCGGGGCCAGCGUACAGCAUGGCUGGGCGCCCGGCGGAGCAGCGGAGACCCGACUCGCCUGGCCCCGGCCAGUACCUGGACCGCGUGCCGCCCCGUGGUCCAGCCUUCACCAUGGCCGGCCGCCCCGCCUCACCCGGCACCGAGCCCGCCUCACCCACCGGCCCUGGUCCUGGCGAGUACGAGGUGGCUGCCCCGCCGCCCGCCGGCCCCGCCUACACCAUGGGCGGCCGGCCGCAGGAGAGGUCGCCACCAUCCUCACCGGGUCCAGGCGAGUACACGCAGUCUCCCGGUCGCAGGGGACCCGCCUUCUCCAUCGGCGGCAAGCCGGCGGAGGCGCAACCGGAGCUCACCCUCGUGGGACCAGGUGCCUACGACCCGCAGAAGCCCCUGCCCGGCGCCCCGGCCUUCACACUGGGAGGCAGGCCCAAGGAGCUGCAGCGGCCCUCCUCGCCAGGGCCGGGCGAGUACCGCGUGCCCGGCGACGACGACCGCGGCCCUGCCUGGACCAUGGCGGGGCGCCCCGCCGACCCACGGGACGACAGGCUGCCCGCACCGGGGUCCUACGACUUGCCCGCCUCGCCCCGCGGUCCGGCGUACAGCCUGGGGGCCAGGCACGGGGAGCGCAGCCCAGAUGUGAGCCCCGGCCCCGGCCACUACCCCCAGCCGCAAUCCCCCCGCGGCCCCUCCUUCACCCUGACCGGCCGCCCCGCCUCGCCCGAGCGGCCGCCCUCACCCGGGCCCGCGGACUACCCCUACAAGCAGGGACCCAGCGGCCCCGCCUUCUCCAUCAAGGGCAGGCACCCAGACGCAGCACCGGACGCCGUGCCCGGCCCCGGUUCCUACGGCGCACCCGACCUCGACCCCUUGGGCCGCUCCGGCCCCUCCUACUCCAUCCGGACCCGCACCCAGUCCCCCUCCGGCAGCCCCGUGCCUGGCCCUGGGGAGUACGCCUCUCCGGGCGCCCCCGCCGGCCCAGCAUACACCAUGGGCGGGCGACCCGCCUCCCCCUCAGCCACGGAGGGGCCGGGCCCAGGUGCCUACGUGCCGGCCAGCCGCCCCGGCGGUCCCGCCUUCUCCAUGGCUCCCCGCGUGCGGCUGCCUGAGCCGGAGCCCACACCCGCACCGGGAGACUACGGCAGCCCGGGGAGGGUGUCCCCCUCGGGCCCCGCAUGGACCAUGUCGCAGCGCGCUCCGGAGCCGGGUAGCGGCGACGGCCCCGGGCCGGGCGAGUACUACAGCCCUGGCUCCUCGUCAGGUCCCGCCUUCACCAUGGGGGCCAAGCUUAGGAGCAGGAGGAGGCGGAGGCGCAGUCAGCUGCCGCCCGACCCCGGGCAGUACUACAACCCGCCGCCGCCCGGAGGCCCCGCCUGGAGCAUGGGGGGCCGCAGCAAGGGCUUCGCGCCCUACAAGCCGGAAACCGGACCAGGCGAUUACGACGACCCUCGUGACCUGCGCACCGGCCCCGCCUACACGUUGCGACCCCGCCCUGCCCUGCGGCAGCCCGAUGAGGUGCCCGGCCCUGGCAACUACAUGGAUAACAAGCCAUUUCCCAACCCGCUGGGAACCGUGGUGGCCCGGCCUCGGCCCGCACGCGAGCGCGACGCCGCCUACGUGUCGUACAUGGCCGACCCCUUGGCAGCCACCAUGGGGCCCGGCCUGUCCCCGGGGCGGCGCAGGGUCACCUUCCGGGAGGACACGCGGUUCAGGGACUCCCAGGAGGCCCCUCCGGGCGGCCGAGGCCGGCUGGAUGACAGCCGCAUGUCAGGGCAGCGGGGUCUGGCUGUCGCCCCAGCUGCCGGCAGUACCGGAGCCCCACCGCCACCCCCACCGCGCCCUUCGGCCCCGCAAGCGAGCACCGCCCACACCGGCUACCCGCCUGCCAGGUCCUACCAGCAGCAGCUGGGCGGGCAGCCUCCUCCUCCUCCACAGCCGCAGCGGGGCACCAGACCGGCGUCAGCGGAGCGGCAGCGGCUAGGCGACCGCCGGGCAGUUGCGGCGGCUGCGGCGGCUGGGGACACGCAGGCGGCUGCGGAGCGGGCGGUGCAGCAACAGCAGCGGCAGG
Molecule: messenger RNA, 4278 nt
Organism: Astrephomene gubernaculifera
Lineage: Eukaryota; Viridiplantae; Chlorophyta; Chlorophyceae; Chlamydomonadales; Astrephomenaceae
Source: the annotation of a GenBank genome assembly